AUGUCUAGAAAUACUUCGGAUAAAUGGGUAGUGCUAAUUUAUCAAAGUUUAAAUUUAUCGAGUUUUGGUCGGAAGAACUUUACUUUGGGUGAAAUAGUAAACUUAAUGUCUGUCGACAUUCAGCGUAUAUCAGACUUUAUGUUAAUCGCAACCAUCAUAUUGUCGGCGCCCUUUCAGAUCACAAUAGCUAUGAUCCUAUUGUGGCAACAAUUAGGUGUCGCAACUCUCGCCGGCGUCUUAUUUCUGGUCAUUUUAAUGCCAUUCAAUGGAUAUAUGGCUAAUAAAAUAAGAAAAUAUCAUCUUAUGCAAAUGAAAAUUAAGGAUAAUAGAAUUAAAAUAUUAAGUGAAACGCUGAACGGUAUACGAGUAAUUAAAUUGUAUGCUUGGGAGAAAGCUUUCAGUGAUCAGGUGCUUAAAGCUCGAGACCAGGAGGUGAAUGCACAUAAUAAAAUGACCAUAUAUUCAAGCGCAAUAACAUUUAUGUUUCUAUCAUCUCAUUUGUUUAUCUGUUUAAUAAGUUUUAUGGCGUUUGCAUUAUUCUCUCCAAAUAAUAUUCUGGACGCAAACAAAGCUAAUGUGAGAUUAUUUACACGUUUAGGAUUACCGCUCGGGCGUACUUUUGAAUUAUUGUCAAAAGGUGGACAGUGUUUGGUAUCCCUUAAUAGAAUCAAUGAUUUCAUAAAUGCUAAAGAAGUUAAUGAAAAUACAAUUUCAAAUGAUAAACACAAAACUCCUUUAAUAUCAAUUAAAAAUGCGACAUUUUCUUGGAAUAAAAAUAUUCCUCCGGUUCUGAAGAAUAUAACGCUGGAAGUGUUUGACCCAAAAUUAGUGGCUGUCGUGGGUUCGGUGGGCGCCGGGAAGUCAUCACUUUUAUCGGCACUUUUUGGUGAACUGGAAAUUCUUGAGGGAAGCGCUUGUGUUAACGGAAGCGUCGCUUAUGUGCCACAAGAGGCGUGGAUUCAGAAUAAGACACUCAAAGAGAAUAUUGUAUUCACUAAUGAAUUGAAUGAUGAAUACUAUGAACGAGUGCUCGAAUCGUGUGCUUUAGUGCCAGACUUGGCUCAACUUUCGGACAGAGAUUUGACAGAAAUCGGGGAAAAGAAACAGAGGGUUUCAAUGGCGAGGGCUGUCUAUUCAGACAGAGAUAUCUAUUUACUCGACGACCCGUUAAGGCAUUUAUUGUUCGCUGUCGACACACAUGUGGGCAAACAUUUGUUUGACAAAACUAUUGGAAGAAAUGGUUUAUUAAAAAACAAAAUAAGAAUUUUGGUUACAAAUUGUGUCUCAAUUUUACCAAAUGUUGACCAAAUUGUGGUCAUAAAGAAUGGGUACGUUUCUGAAUUGGGAACUUUUGAUGAGUUAAUCUCGAAAAAUGGUUAUUUCGCCGAAUUUGUGACCGAAUAUCUGUUGAAAGAGUCGGACAAUGAUCUCGAGAAACAAGUUAUUUAUUCUUCACUUAAAGACAAAUUGUGUGUUAAAAAAGUUACUAAUCAAACAAAUAGUGAAUUUAAAAAGUCUGAUUCAAAAAAUGAUUGGAAGAGUGAAAGAGAAAUUUCAAACACUAGUUCUGUUGGACUCAAAAUCUACGCAAAAUAUAUUCAUUCAAUUGGUCUCUCAUUUUGUUCAUUGAUUAUCAUGUCUUCAAUCGCGUCAAUAGUGGCUCAGAUAUUAUCGGGCCUUUGGCUGAGCGAGUGGUCCGACGACUCCCUCGACGCCAAUAAAAUAAAUGACACAAAUCUUCGUUAUAUAAGACUCGGAGUUUACGCCGGAAUCGGUGUCUUUGACACAAUGUUCACUAUAAUGACAAAUAUAUUCAUUUGUUUGGGAUGUCUUAGAGCUGCGAUACAUUUGCAUAACGUUAUGUUAAACAGGAUAUUGAAAGCGCCUCUACUUUUUUACGAUACGACACCAAACGGACAAAUACUGAAUCGGUUCAGUCGUGACAUAGAUUCAGUCGAUAUUUCUCUUGUAUUCAGUCUUCGGAUGACAAUACCAAUGGGUUUGAGAAUAUUUGUCUCUUUAUUAAUGAUUACAUUUCAAACUUAUAUAAUUUGUAUUGCAAUCUUUCCCUUAUUAUUAAUGUAUUAUUAUAUCUUAAAAAUAUAUAUUCGGAGCUCUCGUCAACUCAAACGCAUUGAGUCGACCACUCGUUCCCCUAUUUAUAGUCACUUUAGUGAAACAGUUAGCGGUUCCGCAAGUAUUAGAGCGUAUGGAGUGUCCCAUCAGUUCAUACAGGAGUCUAAUAGACGGGUCGAUGCAAACCAUAUGUGUUAUUAUCAACGCUUUACAGCCACGUGUUGGCUCACAAUUAGUCUUGAGUUUUUGGGCUCUAUUAUUGUAUUAUUAACGGCAAUAUUUGUUGUGUUAAAUCGAUACAAACUAAGUCCGGGUAUUGCGGGUCUGGCUAUUAGUUAUUCACUUAAUAUAACGAGUGUUUUGAAAUCAUUUGUAAAAUCGGCGUCAGGUCUAGAAACUAAUAUAGUAUCGGUUGAGAGAUGUCUUGAAUACACAGAAACUCCGACAGAAGCCGAGGGGUACGACGAGAUUACUAAACCUUCGUCUGAUUGGCCCGAAAGGGGAGAAAUAAAGUUUAAAGAUUACAGCACUAGAUAUCGGGAAGGAUUGGAUUUAGUGCUCAAAUCGAUUACAUUAGAAGUGAAACCCAAAGAAAAGGUGGGAAUAGUCGGCAGAACGGGUGCCGGAAAGUCAUCGCUAACUCUGGCGCUGUUCCGACUCAUAGAACCGGUCGACGGAUCCAUAUUUAUAGACUCAGUGGACAUCAGAACACUUGGUUUAUAUGACUUGAGAUCUCGGCUAACAAUUAUACCUCAAGACCCGGCGCUCUUCACCGGAACAUUACCUUUGUUGAGAAGAACUAAGAUUUUGGUGUUGGACGAGGCGACCGCUGCGGUUGAUAUGGAAACGGAUGACUUAAUCCAAGAGACGAUUAGAAAAGAAUUUUGUUUGUCAACUAUUGUUACGAUCGCUCAUCGAUUGAAUACAAUCAUAGAUUACGACAAAGUGUUGGUAAUGGAUGAGGGAAUGGUAGCCGAGUUUGAUUCACCACAACAUCUCUUGGCGGACACUAACUCUAUCUUCUAUUCAAUGGCUAAAGAGGCAAAUCUCGUCUAA
This is a messenger RNA of Medioppia subpectinata, 3132 nucleotides long. Lineage: Eukaryota; Metazoa; Arthropoda; Arachnida; Sarcoptiformes; Oppiidae. The record is from the annotation of a GenBank genome assembly.